CGUGGUAAAACCUCCAAAACCAAAGGCAAAUAAACAAAGAUUCAAAGCUUGGAGGCGAAUUAACAAACAAAGAUACAUCUGUAAAUGACGGCCAUUAUUCUAUUCCGAUCUUCAGAUUACAAACACAAGGUAUCUACAUUCUACACCGAAGAAGCAAAAGAAGCUUGCCGCUUUCCCCAUCAAGAAUUUUCUUCAAACCUUUCCCAAUGCUCAAUCUCAUAAGCAACCUCAUACCCAUUCCUCCUGCUUCCUCAAUCUAUAAAACCAACCCAUCUCUUUCAUUCCUCAAUCCACCCAACACACCAACAGCAAUCAAAUUCCAAACAAUGGCAGUCAAUCGUCAACGAACUUAUGAAGAUUUUGAACCUCCGGUGGAGUCGUCACAAGAGGACGGCUGCAGCAUCCUCACCAUAUACCUUCCUGGUUUCAGUAAAGAGCAAAUCCGAGUUCAGGUAUCCUCCACAGGAAAGUUGAGGAUUUCUGGUGAACGGCCUUAUCGAAAUAAGGCAUGGCAGCGCUUCCACAAGGAGUUUCAGAUCCCACCAAACUGCGACACGAGUAGCAUCACAGCAAAGUACAAGGGCGGCAUACUUCAUGUCCGCCAGCCAUUACGGGAAGAGUCGAAGCAACAAGCGGCGGAAGCACCCAAAGCACAGCCACCAGAACAGCAAAGUGCCAAACAAAAACAAGCAGAGGCUCCAGAGAAGAAGAGCAAUGUUGCGGCUGAUGGAACAGCGGAAGCGAGAAUCAGCAAAGAAACAACUAAUGCUUUGGAAGACAAUGCAGAUAAGGCUCGAAAAGACGCACAAGAACACCCAAAUAUCAGGGACAAGAUUAUGAGUCAAGCUGGGCGCUUGAAGGAGAUGAUUACCGGAAACAUGGUGAAAUUGAUCUUGCCUAUUUUGCUGGCUGCAUUGCUCUUUCUGUACGCUAAGAGGCUGAAUCGACCAUGCUUGUUGGAGUUGGAGAACCUCCACAGUGAAUCCUGAAACGUUCCUCACUUGUUUUGA
Molecule: messenger RNA, 1010 nt
Organism: Momordica charantia (bitter melon)
Lineage: Eukaryota; Viridiplantae; Streptophyta; Magnoliopsida; Cucurbitales; Cucurbitaceae
Biological process (GO): cellular response to heat
Source: RefSeq, a predicted model, not a curated record